Molecule: messenger RNA, 1412 nt
Organism: Carcharodon carcharias (great white shark)
Lineage: Eukaryota; Metazoa; Chordata; Chondrichthyes; Lamniformes; Lamnidae
Gene: map6d1
Product: MAP6 domain containing 1
Exons: 3
Coding region: 215-1078 (287 amino acids)
Biological process (GO): cytoskeleton-dependent intracellular transport; microtubule cytoskeleton organization; regulation of microtubule cytoskeleton organization
Cellular component (GO): cis-Golgi network; Golgi-associated vesicle; microtubule
Molecular function (GO): calmodulin binding; microtubule binding
Source: RefSeq, a predicted model, not a curated record
UCUAAUGCAGCAUCUCAGUGACAGCGCAAAAAGAGAGAGGGAGGGAGCAGACAUGCGCCAGCCCCGCUAAUCUCUCCGCUAAUAUUGCGGAUUUGGACGCGGCUAUGGAGGAGCCCGCAAAGGAAGCUCUUGCAGGGUGAAGCUGACCAGUGAAGUCCGGGGGAGGCUCCAGAUUUGCUCCUUGGUAUUUCUCGUUGCAUGGGGAGCUGCUGCCAUGGCUUGGCCAUGCAUCAGUAGGGUCUGCUGCCUCUCUCGCUUCUGGAGCCAGUUGGACAAGUCGGAUCUCUCGGUACCAUUGACUGUCCAGAAUUAUUCCGAGGUCAUAGAGCAGGAGGUGAGAUCGGUGGCCCAGCAGGUGCCCCCAGACUCGUCCCUAAAGAGCAACCCGCCCCUGGUGUCCGAGCCCCGAAGAGCAGAAGACGCCGUCCAGGAGUCCGUCUCCAAACACGACUUCAGGUCUUGGAAGGUGCGCAGAGAGGCGAGCUGUAAACCCAAGCGGGAGUACCAUCCGUCCGAGGUCCCGUUCUCCAGCGACACUCAAUACAAACUCGAUUUCAGAGCCUGGCCAAUCCCCAAAAAGGAGAGUUAUCCCUGGGUAAAGGGAGGGCAGGAACAUCGCUCCGUCCCCAAUAGCUCCAGCGCUCACACUCUCCAUCCCGGGCCAGUUGCCGACAAGCAGAGAGAGAAGCAGCAAAACCCCAGGGAACCCAUCCCGAGACACAUCAGGGAGGAGCAGAUCAGACCCGCAGUGAAAACCACCUCCUACAGACAGGAAUUCCAACCCUGGGCUGGAGUUAAAGUGGUCAAACCUGUGAGGAUAAAGCAAGUGUACACCCCCCCAGGGGAUAAGAUUGUCCUUGAGAGCAGUUACAGGGCUGCCUUCACAGAGGAUGCCUUUCGACGUAUAGAACCACUGCAGGUUGCAUCCAGCAAGUCUCAGAACCAAAUAGCUUCAGUAACAGAGACGGACAAUGCAACAAAGACCGAGAGCCCAGAGCCGGUGGUGAAGACAAAGUUAUCACCAUCAUCGAAUUCGUCAGCGGUGUUCCAGAGUCGUUCCCGUGUGCUGAACAUAUAAACCCAGUCACAGCCUCCUCUUCGAAGGAGCCGGUCCCACUGCUGAAGUAGUCCCAGACUAAAGGCAGCUGCUUUAAAUCCACCACAACAAACUAUGCAAAACAAACCUUGGAGAAACGGAAUGCUGGCGUUUGAAGUGACCCUCACCUGGAUGUUUGUCUGCAAUUGCCUGAUAAAUACUUGGCCUUGUACAGUAGAUGAUAAACCGAGCGGUACUUGAACAAACCUCCAUUUAAUGUGUGUAUGCCUCAUCUGCAUGUUGGGUAAGGAUAGAUUGUUUAAUUGCGCACCAGAGACUUGGACAUCAAGCAAUAGGUCGGGCAAUAAAAGCUGAA